AUGUACGGCUACCAUCGAGGUCGUCCAGACUACGCAAACAUGGUGACUGUGGGUGAUUACGACUUAAAUCAGGGAUUUCACGCCUAUACUUCUGCCACUUCUCGUGAUGCUGGACUUGAAGCGUAUUAUGGACUAUCCCCUAACCCUGAUCAAGACUGCAUGCAAGCACAAGGCGUAUCUCCAGGUCUUGGAUCUGUUAAUUCAGAGCCGAUCCUGGCCCGAUCUACUACAGAGCAGCAGCAGGACCUCCGCGAGCGCCGCAGGGCAGUUGACUUGAUGGAAAGCCGAGAGAUACCAUGGAAUGCUCUGGCCUCAAAAAGACGUCGACAUGAUACCCAAAUAGAAUACUACCCAGCGGCUUUCCUCCCGGAACCCUACCAAGGAUAUAUGGACCAACAAAACCAAGCCUUCCCGCCCACUGGACCUCCUUAUGGCUUUGGCGAACCAGCCGCCUCUUCAGCCAGUCAACAGCAUGGCUUUUACUCUUCAUCUGGCUCCAGUCCUACAACUCAGGAUAAUCAUGGCGAAAAACCCAAAGGCGGCCGCCAACCAGGAAUGAAUCUUACCCCAGCGGCAGUGAACAAUGCUCGUCUGGUCCGCCACCUCGGCGCUUGCUUGAGAUGCCGAAUUCUACGAGAAAGGUGCUCAGAUGGGGAUCCAUGCCUCAGAUGCGCCGAGACCCAUGGCCGCAAGUGGAAGGGAUGCUUCCGCAGUAUGAGGUCACUAGGAGAUGCAUUAGUACCACCAAUGCUUGCAGAUCGCUUGCGUCGCCCUGCUUUUGAAAACUACAUGACACAGAACACGCAUCACGAUGUUAGUUCUAUGAUAUUUCGAUUACCACUAAGUUUUGGGUUUGGACCCCAAUUCGAUGGAUUUUUGGGCCGCGAGUUCAUCCCCUCGACUGAUGAGUCGGAUUAUUCAUAUGCCGUUUUCUCAAGUAGAGAGGGCCAUCGGUCACAUCACCGUUCCCACGCCCUGUUCAUCUAUCCGUUAUAUAGCUCAGAAUCGGAAGUCAACAGCUUGUUAAUCAAGUGGCUGAAGAAAACAGUGACGGAUCCGAGAAGCAUGAGAGAGUGGCGAAACUUCUGCUUCCAAGAACGUCGAGACAGGUGGAUGCGAGACCUGCUCGAGAAAAUUUGGGAAUACUCCGCGACAUGCUGGCAGCAGCGGGACUCUAGGUAUCAUGAUAUCGAUGAGACUCUUGCACAUACCUGGAUGCUCACCCUACUGGCGACGAUGCUGUCCAUUUCAAUCACUGUGCCGCCGGAUGCCUUGCAGGCUAUUUUUGACAGCCUAGCCUUCUCAGAUCUCAGGAGACCCAACGUCUCGAGAUCUAGUAUCUCGAACUCCUCUCGACCAAUCAACAGGUGUGUAAAGGGAAUUCUGCUGGCUUUCUACGAAAAAAUCGUCUCAAAAGUCAUGACUAAGCUCGACGAGUUGAUUAAGUCCAGCAAAAAGGUAGACGAACGCGAAUGGGGCCACAUUUACUGUAUCUCCAUUCUGCUCGUCAUUGUGGUCAGCCAGACCCAGAUGUCGCUUUGGGACAACUACAAAAUGGCAGAAACCGAAGGCCGCCGGGGACAAUGGGAGAAGACGAGUGAAUCUUUGGAGCAGCUCGAGGAAGCAUACACCCAUAUCACGCUUGUUUCUCACUGGAAAUAUAAGCAGACUAAAACUGGGAAGUAUCGCGACGGAAGCUACCGCAUUUCCGACUCGCUGUUGAGAAGUCUCGUUGAUGGGAUACUGCGUAUUCGGCGUACUCAUGGACCAGAUGUGUACCGAAGUCUUAAGGAUGAGCUGCAGGUGGGCAUGGACGCGGGGUCUGGAUUCGAUGCAUCGAUGAACACGCAGCGACUGUUUGGGGUUUACUUUAAUCUGAUCUAUCCAGAGCAGGGGUCUAUAUAG
This is a messenger RNA of Talaromyces proteolyticus, 1905 nucleotides long. RefSeq lists its product as uncharacterized. Gene Ontology annotation, molecular function: DNA-binding transcription factor activity, RNA polymerase II-specific; zinc ion binding. The record is from RefSeq and is a predicted model, not a curated record. Gene Ontology annotation, biological process: regulation of DNA-templated transcription. The transcript has 5 exons. The coding region runs from base 1 to 1905 and encodes 634 amino acids. Lineage: Eukaryota; Fungi; Ascomycota; Eurotiomycetes; Eurotiales; Trichocomaceae.